Aspergillus alliaceus is the source of this 842-nucleotide messenger RNA. RefSeq lists its product as uncharacterized. The record is from RefSeq and is a predicted model, not a curated record. The transcript is spliced from 2 exons. Lineage: Eukaryota; Fungi; Ascomycota; Eurotiomycetes; Eurotiales; Aspergillaceae. Bases 167 to 781 code for a protein of 204 amino acids.
AUUACACCGCGUGAUCUUCAUCACUUUGCUCAUUUAGGUAUUGUUUAUCUAUAAUAUCGAAAGCCACUUUUCAGGCAACAAUUUAAGAAAACUUGCUAAGGAUUAAAGAGUUAUGCUUUCCUUUUUUAGCCCUUGAUCUCUUUCCACGGGGGCAUCAUACAGUAAGAUGACACUUUACCAAGAAAUCGCCUCCUGGGUAGCACCUAGGAAGCGAGAAAUAUCCCCGGUGCCAAAACUUGGAUACCCUCCACCAAGUCAUCGCUUACUACAAUUUCCGCAACUCAGCCCUAAACCAUGUAUCCUUGUUUUCCUUCGGCACUGUGGAUGCCCAUUUGCCGAAAAAGCGUGUAUCGAUGUUUGCAACUUAGAUGCUGUGCGUAAGGGUAGAAUCAAGGUCAUAUUGGUAUCUCAUUCAUCUGAGGAGGCCACAAAUCGCUGGUGGAAAGAAGUUCAGCAAAGUGGUCGGUUACCUGCCGAUUUUGGAAAUCAAAAACUGGCGGUGUCUGUCAUUAUCGAUGAUGAACUGGAACUAUACGCUGCCUGGGGCCUUGGGGUGGCUAAAACAGAACAUGUCUUGAAUUUAGCCACGGUGUCUGCGGCAAUAUCACUAGGAUGGAGGGAGGGACUUUGGGAUCGCGCGACGGAAAGCGGAUCUCGGUGGCAGACCUCUGGCGCAUACGGUAUCGAUAGAUUUGGAAUUGUUAAAUGGGUGCAUGUCCCAAGACUGGCGAGUGAUCUGGCGGGCUUUGAGGAUGCUCAAGCAGUAUUACUGGAAAGCUGAACAAAGUGCUAUUAUCGAUCUUCUACAGUGCUAGUCCUGGUUUGUAGUAGGAAGUGAACAG